Messenger RNA from Carassius auratus (goldfish), 589 nucleotides. Its product is annotated as coiled-coil domain-containing protein 106-like. The transcript has 2 exons. Gene Ontology annotation, cellular component: nucleoplasm. The record is from RefSeq and is a predicted model, not a curated record. Lineage: Eukaryota; Metazoa; Chordata; Actinopteri; Cypriniformes; Cyprinidae. The coding region runs from base 99 to 551 and encodes 150 amino acids.
UUUGUUCUUUGUCAUAGCCCUUCUGAGGCAUGAAGCAGUUAUCUCGCCUAGACAGGCACUGACUGCAUCUUCAUCCACUACUGCUGCAUCACAGGAGAAUGAGUCCAGUGAUGAAUCUUCAGACUCCUCAGAAUCUUCAGAUUCAUCAGAAUCUGAACCAAGAGCAAAGAGGAAGAAAAAGGAUAAAAAGCGAAAAAAACAAGAAGAAAUCCAAGAAACUGAAGUUUGAUUUUAGGAGAGUAAGAACCCCUGAAGACUCCAUCAAACGCUACCACAAAGUGUUACAACUGGUAAAUGGUGGUUUAAGUAAAGCUGAAGCCUACAACAAAAUGAAUGUUGACAGAAAUACGAUUGUGAUGCAAGCACCCAUUGCUGAGUUGGCAAUUGCAAAUCCUGAGGAGUACAAAGCUAUGAGAGCAACCUUUAAAAAGGGAGAAAGCAUCCAAAAAUUUGCUGGUAGCUGUCUUGCACGGUGCCUUGCUCAGCCUAAUGUAGACAUGAUAAAAAAAUUGAAAGAGAGCAGUGCCAUUCUUGACAUCUCAAAGAAGUGAGGUAUAUAUUGUUGCCUAAAGGGAUGGUUCACCCAAAA